This is a messenger RNA of Monopterus albus (swamp eel), 1805 nucleotides long. It is a transcript of the gene slc36a1, whose product is annotated as solute carrier family 36 member 1. Gene Ontology annotation, cellular component: vacuolar membrane. Gene Ontology annotation, molecular function: amino acid:proton symporter activity; L-alanine transmembrane transporter activity; glycine transmembrane transporter activity. The coding region runs from base 250 to 1695 and encodes 481 amino acids. The transcript is spliced from 12 exons. Gene Ontology annotation, biological process: glycine transport; proline transmembrane transport; proton transmembrane transport. The record is from RefSeq and is a predicted model, not a curated record. Lineage: Eukaryota; Metazoa; Chordata; Actinopteri; Synbranchiformes; Synbranchidae.
CCGGGCUGUCGAGUCUUUUUCAAUCAGUGCGGUGUCGUGUCCGCGCUGUAUUUAACCGGCAGGUAUGGUCAUGAUAUGAAAAUUAGAGGUCUGUGGUGAGGCAACGCCAGCAAGGAACACAGAGCGAAAACAAGGUUUCUCCGAAGAAGUGGGAAGCUGUCAAUGCUGGACUCCCUGAUCUCCCAGUUUUAGGAUCUGUGAGGCUGGAAGAGACAACACCCAGCCGUCCACAACGCCACCUGCCUCAACAUGAUGGCAUCCAGUGAUGUAGACAUCCAAGGUGAAGGUUCUUUGUUGUCUGACCAAAAUCCAUCAGAAAUGGAUGCUCUGUGUCCCUCUCCUCCAGGGCCGUCCAGACCCCAACGGAACUAUGAGAGAAUUGGAGGGCAAACAGGAACCACGUUUUUUCAGACUCUUAUCCACCUUUUGAAGGGAAACAUUGGUACAGGGCUGCUGGGUCUGCCUCUGGCUGUCAAGAAUGCAGGGCUGGUGCUGGGGCCGAUCAGUCUGCUGGUGAUGGGUGUCAUAGCAGUCCACUGUAUGAGGCUGCUGGUGAAAUGUUCCCACCAUCUCAGUGCAAAGAUGAACAGGCCGUCUCUGACCUAUGGCGAGGCAGCGCAGUACGGGAUGGAGAACGUCCUGUGGCUGAGGAGACACUCCCACUGGGGAAGACGGACGGUGAACUUGUUCCUCAUCAUCACCCAGCUGGGCUUCUGCUGCGUCUACUUUGUCUUCCUUAGUGACAAUGUCAAGCAGGUGGUAGAAGCAGCCAACGCCACCACCUUCAGCUGCCACAUGAACUACACCAACCAGACUCAGAUCCUGGUGCCGAGCUUCGACUCCCGUCUCUACAUGCUCUGCUUCCUGCCUGCCAUGAUCCUUCUGGUUUUCACCCCCAACCUGAAGUACCUGGCUCCCCUCUCUCUGGUGGCAAAUCUGGUCAUGACCAUCAGCUUGGUCCUUAUCUACUUCUACUCACUCACGCACAUCACAUCCCCCAUCAACCUCCCAGCAGUGGGCAGAGCUAAAGACUACCCUCUCUUCUUUGGAACAGCCAUCUUUGCGUUCGAGGGGAUCGGAGUGGUGCUUCCUCUGGAAAACAAGAUGCAGAGGCCCCAGAGUUUCCCCCUGGUUCUGUAUUUAGGGAUGGGCAUCGUCACCUUCCUCUACACCAGCCUCGGUACCAUAGGAUAUCUGUGCUUUGGAGAGCACAUAGAAGGGAGCAUCACUCUCAACCUGCCAAACUGCUGGACUUAUCAAGCUGUGAAGCUGCUGUACUGCUUCGGUAUUUUCAUCACUUUCGCCCUGCAGUUCUACGUUCCAGCAGAGAUCAUCAUACCGCCGGUAGUGGCUCGCGUGUCAGCGAGGUGGGAGACGGCCGUCGACCUGCUGCUUCGCACCGUCUUGGUCAUCUUCACAUGUGCUCUCGCCAUCCUGAUACCAGAGCUGGACCUUGUCAUCUCAUUGGUUGGCUCAGUCAGCAGCAGUUUCCUGGCACUGAUCUUCCCUCCCAUCCUCCAGAUCCUGAUAUUUCACACCGAGGGCCUGUCUCCACUGGUGACCAUCAAGAACAUCGUCAUCAGCCUGGUGGGGCUGAUCGGCUUCCUCACAGGAACCUACAUUGCCAUCGUGGAAAUCGUCGCCCGUAACAGGCUCGAUCAUGGCGAAGCGCUCUCCUCCUACAUGGUCCAGUGAUGGUGGACAUAUCCCACCCUGGAUGUAGAGAAACCACUUUAGGGCACAUUCUAAGUAUUUCUUUGAUUUGCUGCUGUCAUACACGGCAGUUACUUUGGGGUUAAUGUUGA